Messenger RNA from Penicillium riverlandense, 1839 nucleotides. RefSeq lists its product as uncharacterized. The coding region runs from base 1 to 1839 and encodes 612 amino acids. The record is from RefSeq and is a predicted model, not a curated record. The transcript is spliced from 3 exons. Lineage: Eukaryota; Fungi; Ascomycota; Eurotiomycetes; Eurotiales; Aspergillaceae.
AUGUCCAAAGACGAACUUCGCAUCUUCACGCCGAUUGGCAUGCUGGGCUAUGGGUUCAGCGAGGCUAUAUUUUGGUCAACUAUGGCUGAAGGAGUCGAUGCUGUGAUUCUAGACGCAGGCUCAACUGACAGUGGACCGUCCAAACUGGCUUUGGGGAAAUCAACUGGUACGCGUCAGGCCUACGAACGAGACCUUGGUGUUUUGGUCGCGGGUUGUCAUGUCUACCGAAAACCUCUUCUUAUCGGUUCAGCAGGCGGAGAUGGCUCCACAAGAGGCGUCGGCAUGUUCGUCGACAUAAUCAAAGAAGUUAUUCUAAAGGAAGGCUAUCGAACUAUGAAAGUCGUCAGCAUCGAGGCGGAGAUCAGCAAAAGCGUGAUCCGAGACCACUACAAGAAUGGUCUCAUACACCCCUGCGGGAACGCGGUGCCGGAGUUGGAACCUCAAGAUAUCAAUGAUGCGACCCGGAUCGUGGCCCAGAUGGGCAUUGAGCCGUGGCUGAAGGCCAUGAGGGAACACCCGGAUUUUGAUAUUAUCGUCGGAGGCAGAUCUUAUGAUCCUUCCCCGUACGCAGCAUUCUGCGUAUAUCAUGGAAUCACAGAUCUGGGAGUUGCUUACCACAUGGGGAAGAUCAUGGAGUGCGGUGCUCUAUGCUCGGUUCCCAAGAGCAGAGAAGCUCUGGCUAUUGUGCGCAAAGACAGCUUCGAUAUCCGGGCCUUGGAUCCUCCGUCCCGUUGCACGGCAGUCUCCGUGGCCUCCCACACUCUAUACGAGAAGACGCGUCCAGAUAUUCUGACCGGGCCUGGGGGUGAUCUUUAUCUCGAGAAUACUGAGUAUGAAGAGCUUCCGGAUCAACGAACAGUCCGUGUCCGCGGUGCCAAAUUCGUUUCCGUCAAAGAAGGGGAAUAUACCAUCAAGCUGGAGGCUGCACGGCAGAAUGGCUAUCACUCCAUGUUCAUUGGCGGGUUUACUGAUCGCAUCCUGAUCAACCAAAUUGACGACUUCUUAUCGCGCGCCAAACGCGCCGUCCGAGAGUAUUGCUCUUUUCCAUUCGAGCUGGAGUUCCGUGUUUACGGCCGAAAUGGCACCAGUGUCUGUGGGGAAGGUAUCAGUGCUUUAGCCCAGCCCAUAAUGCCUAAUGAGGUCGGAAUUUGUGGCCAUGCAAGGGCCAACACACAAGAAGAGGCUACUCACGUUGCUCACACGGCCCGAGUCUUCUGUAUGCAUGCCUCCUACUCCAAUCAACGGGCUACGGCAGGAAAUUUUGCACUGCCUUUUGCGCCGUUUGAAAUCCCGUUGGGUCCGGUAUGUGAGUUCUGCAUCUAUCACACGAUGGUGGUCAACGACCCUACCGAGUCCUUUCCAAUCCAUGAGCAGCUUCUCCACGGAGAGAACACGGCGGCUGCAACUAUACCGAAGGUCAAGAUUGGAGCAGAAUUGAAUGAAAGAGAACCAAAUCCGGCAACGGAGCAAAAUGACACUCUCCAUGAGGAAUCUGUUGAACCUGUCAGUUGCUAUACAGCAAAUGGCUGUCAGUCAGUUUCGGUGCUGGGUAAUAUAACACCUCCAGCGCCCGGCCAUAUCUUCCUGGCCGAUCUGGCCAAGGUUAUCCGCAGUAAAAACGCGGGUCCAUACGAGUUGACAUUAGAUGUGAUGUUCCACGAUAUUGAAUCUGUUACCAAAGUGAAGCAAACCAACAUCCUCACUAGAUCCACCAUGGCGAACUUGUACGGAGUUCCUGAAGAUGACGUCGUCGCUUGUCUCUGGUGGCACCCAGCUCUCGCGUUCAAAGCGACGAUCAAGAGGCCGAUGAUUGGCCAGGGUCAUGAGUUGCUUCAGUGA